CCAGAGGUCUGAACUUCUCAGAACGUCGACUGGAGAUGAGAUGAAGCCCAGAGCGGGAGGAUGUGACCGGCUCUGACUCUGCUGAAGUUCAGUUUGCUGGAGGCAUCAUGCUGGCCGCCGUCCUGCAGGGGGCGCAGUGGCCAGUGGUGGUUCUGAUGGUGUGUGUGCGGCUGAGUGCGGUUCGGGGCGCCACCUGCCCGUCCCGUUGCCUCUGCACGGCGGACAUCCUGAGCUGCCCGGCACUGGAUCUGGACCGGGUCCCCGCAGCGCUGCCGGCCUCCACCGCCACCAUGGACCUGAGCCACAACCGGAUCCAGCAGCUGGAGCCGGGCGGCUUCCAGGGGCUGCUGCAGCUGGAGGUGCUGCGGUUGGCCCACAACCAGCUGAGCGCCAUCCAGCCAGGCGCCUUCAGGAACUCCUCUGGACGCCUGAGACACCUGGACCUGUCGUCCAAUCAGCUGCUGGUCCUGAAGCAGAGCGACUUCCAGGAGCUGGCAGCGCUGGAGGAGCUGCUGCUGUUCAACAACCGGAUCAAGCACGUGGAGAGCACCGCCCUGUCCGGACUGACCGGCCUCCGGAAGGCCUACCUCAGCCACAACCGCCUCACCGACUUCCCCUUCUUCAGCAUCCAGACAGGCGGCCACAGGCAGCUGACCCUGCUGGACCUGUCCUCCAACCGGCUGCCCAAGCUGCCGCUGAUGGACAUCUCCGGUCUGCCGCUGACCCUGCAGGGGGGGCUCUAUCUGCACAACAACUCGCUGGUGUGUGACUGCGCCAUGUUCUCCCUGUUCCGGCUGUGGGAGCAGAAAGGCUUCGCGUCGGUCCGGUUCUUCCGGCAGGAGCACGUCUGCCUGGUUGCUGGAGUCCAGCGCAGCGGCAUCCGCUUUUUCCUGCACCGGAGAUACUUCGAGCGCUGCAACGUGACGGCGGCGCCACAGCAGGAAGCCAGUGUGUCGGUGAGGGCGGGGGCGCCGCUGCUGCUGCACUGCGUCACAUCUUUGUCCGGCCGCGGCGCCGCCUUUUUCUGGCUCACGCCGCAGCUGGAGUACGUGGCUCCGCCUGGGAACAACGGCUCCAUCAGGAUGUUCGCUAACGGCAGCUUGGCGAUGGCGGCGCCCCAAGAGCAGGACUCUGGGAUCUAUGUGUGCGUGGCCCAGGCGAGGCGGCUGAACGAUUCCCGGGAGGUCAACGUGACGGUGCUGCCGCGGCCGGCCUCUGAUGCCGCUGAGCCCUUCAACACGGGCUUCACCACCCUGCUGGGCUGCGUGGUCAGCCUGCUGCUGGUCCUGGUCUACCUGUACCUGACGCCCUGCCGCUGCCCGCCCUGGCCCAAGCCCCGCCCCCUGGCGGCCACCGCCCAGAGCCAGGGCAAGGAGGGCGGAGCGGGCAGCGCCCAGUCCUCCAUCCUCACGCCGACGCCGCCGGCGUCCACCGAGGGCCCCGGCCGCAAGGUCAGUAGCAACAAGCAUGUUGUGUUUCUGGAGCCAAUCAGAGAGCAGCAGAACGGCCGGCUGGGGGCGGAGCCUCAGCAGCGCGCCAGGGAGACGGACUCUUACAUUUCCAUCUCCCCCGACACGCCCAUCAUGUUGCCAUAGCGACAGGACUCUCAGAGCGAUGGCACAGCCCCUCACCACUUCCUCCCCAACACGCCCUUCCCUCACCAACAAUAAGUGCAAUUCUGACCCUGAAUCCUGUUAGCUCAGGUCCGACCCCUGAGCCCAGAACCGGCGCACUGUGACGGGUCAGAACCGGCCGAGUCCAGACCAAAGACAGAGCAUGAACCGCUGCGUCCCUUUAAGCACGGCCUGUCCCUUUAACUGCAGCACCGCCUUCCAGU
This is a messenger RNA of Xiphophorus hellerii (green swordtail), 1837 nucleotides long. RefSeq names its product adhesion molecule with Ig-like domain 3 (gene amigo3). The record is from RefSeq and is a predicted model, not a curated record. Lineage: Eukaryota; Metazoa; Chordata; Actinopteri; Cyprinodontiformes; Poeciliidae. Gene Ontology annotation, molecular function: protein binding. The transcript has a single exon. Bases 108 to 1595 code for a protein of 495 amino acids.